GUAAAACCUGUGAUGACAGUGAUCAAAUCCAGGAGCCAAGGCAGUGGCUCUUGGCCCUUCUUUUCUAGCGACAGGACAGACACUGAAAGUCUGAUUGCUUCAUGGUAAGAGUAGAGAUUUGCUUGGCGCUGGUCACUAGUUCCGCAGAGCGCGAAGGGCAGUGCAUGGCGAAGAGAAUACGGGCAGGAAGAAGGAGCAUAGACCAGCUUUCUCUUACUAGGCUUUGCUGACUGCAUAGCCCCAUUUUCUUACCGGCCUGCACAAGUUUACAAUAAUUUUUAGCUUUUGGGAACCAACUGAUCAUGGCGGAAUCAUCGGGAAGCGGCGUCCACCAGUUCAACAACAUCUUUUUGUCCAUGAGGAGCGGCCUGAACCCGGGUCAGCUCAAACUGCACUCCGGCGGCCUCACUUGGAAGAAGAGCGGAGGUGGCAAGGAGGUCAAUGUCUCCCGCAACGAUAUCUCCAGCCUCAUGUGGCUUAGGGUUCCGAAGGGUUUCCAAUUGGCCGUGAAGUCCCGGGCAGGGUCCAAGGUCAAAUUCAAUGGCUUCCGGGAGCAGGAUGUGAAAGCCCUGACUCCCUUCUUGACGAGCACGUACAAGAUCACGCCCGAAGAUAAGCAGCUGGCCAUUAACGGACGGAAUUGGGGGGAGGCAGAGAUCGACGGCAACAUGCUGUCCUUCAACGUGGGGUCGAAGCAAGCGUUCGAACUGGCGCUCUCAGACAUUUCGCAGGCUACGAUCCAGGGCAAGAACGAGGUCGUUCUGGAGAUGCACGUCGACGACACGUCGGGAGAGCACGAGAAGGACACGCUGAUCGAGAUGAGCUUCCACAUCCCUCCAACUAACACGACAUACAUCGGCGACGAGGAGCGCACGUCCGCGCAGCGCUUUUACGAGCGGAUCCUUGAGCGGGCGGACAUCGGACCGUCGACUGGGGAGGCGGUGGUCACAUUCGACGAGGUCGCGAUCUUGACACCAAGGGGACGGUACCAAGUGGAGCUGUGCUUGGGCUUCCUGCGGCUGUCGGGGCAAGCCAACGACUUCAAAAUUCAGUACCCCAACAUUGUCCGCAUCUUUCAGCUUCCCAAGCCCAAUCUCCCGCACACUAUGAUUGUGAUCACGCUCGACCCCCCAAUCCGAAAGGGCCAGACCUUCUACCCGCACAUUGUCCUACAGUUCCCAAGCGAAGAGGAGAUCUCCGUUGCUCUCGACAUCGAGGAGCAGCUCCUUGAGACCAAGUACAAGGACAAGCUAGAGCCCACCUACAAGGGCCUGACAUACGACGUCUUCUCGCGGAUUCUGAAAAACCUGGCGGAUUCCAAGGUCACCAAGCCUGGGCAGUUCAAGAGCCACGGCGACCAGUCAGCGGUCAAGUGCUCGUACAAAGCGGAAGAGGGUUUCUUGUACCCGCUCGAGAAGAGCUUCUUCUACGUGCAUAAGCCGCCCAUCCUAGUUCUUCACGACGAGAUCGAAUACAUCCAGUUCGAGCGGCACUCUGCGUCGGCGUCAAUGGGGACCCAGGCGAAGACGUUCGAUCUACUGGUGCACUUGAAAACGGAGGCAGAGCACCAAUUCCGGAACAUCCAGAAGACGGAGUACUCGACGCUCUUCAACUUCAUCCGGGCCAAACGUAUUAAGAUCCUCAACUUAGCGGAAAACCAGGACCGAGGGGGCGGCGCGGUUGGGGCGGCCGCGGCGCUCGAUUUGGAGGAGGAAGAAAUGGACCCGCAUCUGGCGAGGAUCAAAAACGCGCGGGAGGGGGGGCCGGCGAUGGUCGGGGAGCAGGACGAUGACGACAGCGAUGACGAGGACGAGGACUUCAAGGGGGGCGCGGACAGCGACGGCGGCAGUCCGACGGAUAGCUCGGACGAGGAGGGGUCGGACGCAUCCGAAGACGCGGGGCCGAAGCGGAAAGCGGCGCCCAAAGAAAAGACGCCCGCCAAGAAAAAGAAGGCGGAGAAGCCGGAAAAAGGAAAAGACGAAAAGAAAAAGAGGAAGAAGAAGGACCCCAACGCGCCCAAGAAGUCGCUCAGCGGUUUCAUGUUCUUCUCAAAGGCGGAACGCGAGAGGCUGAAGAAGGAAAAUCCGACCCUUCCCUUCACGGAGAUUGGCAAAGUGUGCGGCGAGAAGUGGGGCAAAAUGUCGAAGGACGAUAAGGCCCCUUACGAGGAGCAGGCCGCGGCCGACAAGGGGCGCUACAAGGAGGCCCUUGCGCAGUACGAAAAGAACAAGAAGCAAGAGCCAGCGCCAGUGGAGGAAUCCGAGGAGGAAGAGGAAGAAGAGGACAGCGAUUAGGAAGGAAUAAUGCUGACAGUAUGAGCAUUAUCAGCUUGUUGAAUAGACGCCCUGCGGUUGUAUGGUGGACAGCUGAAGUCACAAGUUCCUGUCGUCCCUCCAAAGUCGCGCCUGGAGGAUUGAAUCUUUUGCGCAUGCGAAUCGGUUCUCGUUGCAUGAGGGUUUGUGCUGUGGUCAAAUCUGGAGCAAUAAGAGCAUGAGGACUUCUUCUAGAGCCGAAUUGAAGCACAAGUUGAUUGGUUCGUCAUGCCACAGACGAUCACAUCUCGUCUCAACACCGUUUAGAGGACCGUGGUCUGUUAAUUGUAUCAUGUACCUAGG
This is a messenger RNA of Klebsormidium nitens, 2615 nucleotides long. Lineage: Eukaryota; Viridiplantae; Streptophyta; Klebsormidiophyceae; Klebsormidiales; Klebsormidiaceae. The record is from the annotation of a GenBank genome assembly.